Molecule: messenger RNA, 2373 nt
Organism: Brugia pahangi
Lineage: Eukaryota; Metazoa; Nematoda; Chromadorea; Rhabditida; Onchocercidae
Source: the annotation of a GenBank genome assembly
AUGACACAACUUUCUCGAUCCAUGUUCAUGUUUAUCACAUGUUGUUAUGCGAUAUAUAAUGCAAAUGAAUUGCAAAACGUCGCAUAUGAUCUCGAAAUUGCUGAGAUACCUUUUGGAUUCGAAGAUUUGGAAUUGGAUGGUGGAACACUGAUGGAAAAGAUGCCGAAAAAUACAUUGCUGGGAAUAUUUAAUGUUGACGAAGCGAGCUCAGCGGUUGUUGCUAGUGAAUUUGGACAAAAGUUCAUAUGUUCAUUGCCAAAAAUUCCAUCAACAAAAACGAGUAAUAGAUCUAAAUCAAAUUUAACCAUGAAUCUGAUUUCUGAUGUCAUAGCAGCAAGUUUCUAUGUGCAAAACUGUAUCCGGAAAAAUACAGGAUGGUGGACAUAUGAACUUUGCUAUAACGAAUAUGUGCAACAGUUUCGUCUUGAAGGUUCAAAAAUUGUUGGAAAAACUAUUUCUUUAGGACAUUAUAAAAAUAACUCGGACAUAAAUUUAUCAAAACAUGAAAGUGAAAAGCUACCGUAUUUUGAACAAAUUUAUGAUGAUGGAACAGUUUGCGAUGUGACAGAAAAGUCGAGGCUUACACGUGUAUGGUACAUGUGUGAUGAGGCGUUAUCAACAAGCGAAGCAUACAUUGCUGAUGUCGAUGAGCCAUCUUCAUGUGAGUAUAUUAUAAGAGUGAAAACAGGAUCACUUUGUAAGUUGGAUCUCUUUCUAAGUCAGAGUAAACCGCGUGAUCCUUUAUCUAUCAUAUGUCGUCCUCUAUUGGAGCAAAAAGCUGUCGAACAAUACUUGGAAAAAGUAACUAAGGAAAAGCGACAAAAAGAAGAAGCUAAGAAGGAAUCGGGACUUCUCAUAGCACAUGCAGAUAGCAUUCAACGACAGCGAUAUGCUAGGAAACGUUUGACAAAAAGAACACCGAAGAGUAUAAGAGAAAUGGAAGAGACUGAGAAAGAGCUCAAAAUGCUGUAUGAAGAUAUAAUGAGGUCAAUCACGAAGCUGAAUGUUGAUGUCACAAAAGUAAAAGCAGACCUACAUUUCAUAUACGACGACUUGCAUGAAAUGGAAACACGUUACAUUACCGAAGCGGACGAGGAUCGUGGAAAUAUAUAUUGGUACUUCAAAGAUCCGUAUUGGGAUCGUAAAUUUUUUCCCGUUACUUUUGCAUACUCACGUGGCAGAAAUAACUACUAUCUGAUUAUGUCAUCAUUCCUGAAAAAAAUAGAUGAAGAAUAUGACGAGGAGAAGAUGUCAUACUCAAAAUUUUUGAGCGAUAUCGAUGAAAAAUUGGUAACAGAAGCAUAUUUGAGUGUAAUGAUCGGUUCGUUAAGAAAGGCUUUUCAUGAAGGUAUUUUCCCGGACAUUGUAAAUGAUGUGGAUGAUGUAGAAAAUCCAUUUCUGGCAGCAAUAUGGAGUAACGCUGAGAAGCAGCUUGAAAUAUUGCAGCUGUUUGAAUACAAAGUUUUGAAAUUGCUAAGGCGAGGAGUAGAAUUUACGGCGGAAGAUUUAAUGUCGCAUGUUGCUCGACAACUUCUCUCUGUUCGCGCGUUGUUACUAAGUGACAGAAGUGAUUAUAAUUUUGACAGAAAACUCAAUUAUAUUGUGGUCGAAAAAAUGUUUCUGAAAUUUAUGCAAAGCUACAAUCGUGCAGUAUUGCGUUAUGACAAAAAAUCGUGGGGUAAUUUUAUGAAGCACACUUCAGUCGAAACGUUUAGAAUGUUUGAAAAUCCAAAUAUGUUUCUUGCCCGAAUUGAAGAUUUGAGUCCCAAAAAUGCUCAUCUUUUCUACACGGAUAAUACUGCAAUUAAAGGUUGGGAAACAACUGAAGAGGCGAGUAUUGAUAAUAGAAAAGGAGUCCAGAAUGUCAUGAGUAGGGAAGAAAAAGCUUCGCAAUUAAGAAUGCUUGAAAGAGCUAGAAGAAAAAACUUGAGGAAGAAGGUUGAGCUUUAUUUGCGAUCAAAGAAAACAGCAAAAAAAAGUGAAUCAGAUGGAACAUUAUUUCACGAUGGUUUUGAUGACUUGCGAAAACAGCUCUUUGUUUUCAAAAGUACACUAGAAGAGAAAAUCCGAGAAACAGGUUUAAUCCAAGGGGCGGAAGUCAAAGUGCAGCUGGUUUCUCCUGUUGGUAAUGUUAUCAGCAGUACGGGCGUCGGAGGAUUAGAUGGUGAGCGUGUAAAUGCCGUGCUAAAGGCAUUUUUCCUUGAACAGGACAGUGUUAGUGAUGAAGAGAAUCGAUAUGAUCGACUGGCACGGGGUUAUACUUAUGGUGCCGGUGAAGAGGAGGGAGAGAAAGUGAGAAAAAACGGUGAUGAUGAUGAUGAUGAUGAUUUAAAAUCAAGCAUUUUGCCUAUUUUAAAACGGAUCUUGCCUUAG